This is a messenger RNA of Phaethon lepturus (White-tailed tropicbird), 1097 nucleotides long. It is a transcript of the gene MUC13, whose product is annotated as mucin 13, cell surface associated. The annotation marks the transcript as partial. The transcript is spliced from 11 exons. Lineage: Eukaryota; Metazoa; Chordata; Aves; Phaethontiformes; Phaethontidae. The record is from RefSeq and is a predicted model, not a curated record.
GAAUGAACACAACAUCAUCUUCAGCUACAAGUCCAGCAACAGGGGACGUGUGCAACCCCUACCCUUGUGGAACAAAUUUGGCUAAAUGUGUUGCUUUAAAUACCACUUACACCUGCCUGUGCCAGUAUGGAUUCUACCAUAGGAACAAGGAUUGUCACAGAGCGAAAAUAUUCCCAGGGGUCAUUACACUGAAAGAAUUUUACAGUAGUAGUGUUCAAAUUGUAAAUUCUGUGCAGUAUGAAGAGGUUUUCCGAAAUACAACGGAGUUUUUUGGGGAUGCCUUCAUCAAUUUAACAAGCUAUAGACAGACUGUCAUUGUGCAAAUUCAACCUUUAAAUGAAGGCAGAGCUUCUUUUUGGACGAGUGUUACAGUGAUGAACCUGUUUACGGAGAACUCAGAUGUAGACAAUAUGACAGUUAGUUCCGCAAUAAACAAAGCAGUGGGAACUUCGCCCUAUGUCGCUAACUACAGUGCUACAACCUAUUGUGCUGCUUUUAAUUGUGAUGCCAAAACCACAUACUGUGAAGAAGAUAUGUUUCCAAAAUGCACAUGCAAAACUAAUUUCUCAAAGACAGAAUGGGAUGAACGUUCUUGUUCAGAUUGCAGUAAAGACUGUUCUGCAGAAGAAAACAAGUACUGUGCAAAAGAAAAAGGGGUUCCAAUAUGCAAAUGCAUGCCUAACUUUGAAAAGAAGGAUGAACAAUGUGUAUUUUGUCCAGUGGGCUACUCUGGAGAAAACUGCAAGAACAAUAGUGAACUCAUCCUUAUAAUAGUGGGUACAGUGUUUGGAGCAAUUAUCCUGAGUUUAGUGAUAGCAGUCUCUAUUAUUUCAGUAAGAGCCAAACACAAACAAGAUCCAGAGAAGAAGAGCCUGAUAAAGUCAGGAUAUUCCAACUCAAAUACCUUUGAUGAUAGACAGACCAUGAUGUUCCCCAGAGUCCAGACCACUUCUGGCCAUGCAAACCCAGGAUAUCAGCCAAACAACCCAUAUGAGAUGCAUUUCCCAAAUAGAGGUCGUUUUCCACAGAGGGAUUAUGAUGAUUUGUAUGAAAUAUCACAGGAGCCUGAGGGCUUCAGGAUGAGGAGCAGAUACUAA